AUGGUGCAUACACGAGAUGUUGUAAUUCCCGUUCUCGCUCUCCUGUUGAUCCGGCCGGUUCUACAUCAGCUCUAUCUAUCUGAAGUCAUGACGAGACUGUCUAACACCGAAUCCCAAGUGCUUAAGAUCUCUACUAGACUCACAGCUGUGGAAGGGUCAAACAAAGCCACGUCCUGUCAAAAUUAUGUGCGAGUCGAAGGAGACUGCAGCGAAUAUCCUGAAAUCUCUCGUCACAGCAAAGAAAACAUCCACCUCUUCUCCUGCACUGGACAAUCUGUGGCUUGCGAUGGACAAAACAAAAGAUCAACUGGAAGAUUUGGCGAGAGUGAAAGAUCAGUUAAAGGUUCGUCGUGCGAAUGGCGAACUGAACCUGAAAAUUAUACAUCGUCGCGGAAUACCGGUAAUUGUGACAACUCUACACACAAAGACUAUACAAAUGACAAACGAACAGAAUCAGACAACGUCGGCGCAAUCGCAGCGUCUGAAUGUGUAGGUGCGUCGUACAGUUUCCCUCACUCCUUAAGUGAUUCUUGUGUUAGCGGUCCAGUGUCGGUGAGACCAGUGUCUAUAUAUUAUCAAAAUGUCAGGGGCGUAAGAACCAAAUUGCAUUUGCUGCGGCAAUCUAUUCCUCUUAAAGAUUAUGUUAUUUUCAUAUUAUCUGAAACUUGGUUGACUCCAGCAAUUAAUUCAUCUGAACUCGGUUUUACACGCUAUGACAUUUUUAGAAGUGACAGAUGUGUCACAACAAGUGAUAAGAAACUUGGAGGGGGUGUGCUAUUAGCUUCUAAGCGAUCAUUGUCGUGCACACUAAUUUGCCAUAAAGACAAAACUUUAGAGUAUACUAUUGUUAAAUUUAAAUUCAAUGGCUCUCUACAUAUUUUUGGAGCAUUUUACAUUCCCCCAAAUGCAAAUAUUGAAAAAUAUAAUGCAAUGUGCAAUAUAUUGGAGGACAUUUCAUUUUUAUUUCCACAUGCUGUUAUAUCCAUUCUUGGGGAUUUUAAUAUGCCUUAUGCUAUAUGGGACACUAAUCAUAAUGAUGACCCUUCUUGUUUUGCUAAACCGGGAUUAUUAAAAUUGCACUGUGAUGUUGCCGAAAAUGUUCCUAAUACAAUUGACUUUUUAGCUUUAAAACAAAUAAAUUACAUAGUGAACUCACAAAAUAACUUAUUAGAUUUAAUUUUUACUAACUCUAUUGAAUUUACACUUAGUAAAGUUACUGAUCCGCUUUUGCCCCUUGAUAAUUUUCAUCCAGUCUUUGUUUCUUCUUUAUAUACUUCUCCUGGUGAGAAUACUACUAGGAAUAACAAUAAUGUUAAUCGACAACAUUGUAAGACUUAUAAGUACGAUUUUGAUAAUGCGAAAACGGCUGAUAGCAUUCUUAACUAUCUUGAGGGUAAAACUCAGGUUGAUGUUGUUCACGCUGACUUUUCCAAAGCAUUCGAUAGAGUUGAUCACGCGUCCAUUGUUGAACGAUUUAAUGAAACACUCAAGAGAAAAAUGUGGAUGCAGUUUAGUUUACGAGGCAAUUACAAGUGGUGUGAUAUAUUAUCAAAUGUGAUUGCUAAUUAUAAUGAUUCCAAACAUCGAACAAUUGGAAUAAAACCGAAAGAUGUAACUUCAGAAGAUGUUCAUACUUUAAAAGGAAGAUUUUUAAAAUUAAGGAAAAUACCGCAGCGAAAACCAAAGUUUAAAAUUGGUGAUAACGUACGAGUCAGCAAAUUCAAAAACGUUUUUGAAAAAGGCUAUACUCCAAAUUGGACAACUAAAAUAUUUACCAUUGACAAAAUUGCAUCAACUACACCUGUGACUUACAAACUCCAGGAUUAA
Molecule: messenger RNA, 1827 nt
Organism: Leptopilina heterotoma
Lineage: Eukaryota; Metazoa; Arthropoda; Insecta; Hymenoptera; Figitidae
Exons: 4
Coding region: 1-1827 (608 amino acids)
Source: RefSeq, a predicted model, not a curated record